Molecule: messenger RNA, 5223 nt
Organism: Hydractinia symbiolongicarpus
Lineage: Eukaryota; Metazoa; Cnidaria; Hydrozoa; Anthoathecata; Hydractiniidae
Product: high-affinity choline transporter 1-like
Exons: 7
Coding region: 2641-4287 (548 amino acids)
Biological process (GO): choline transport; acetylcholine biosynthetic process; transmembrane transport
Cellular component (GO): plasma membrane
Molecular function (GO): choline:sodium symporter activity
Source: RefSeq, a predicted model, not a curated record
UCGCAUUUUCCAACAUGCCGGAAUAAUUCAUUUCAAAGAAAAGGAAAGUGCUCAUGUCGUUAACCAUAAGCAUAUUUUAAGCAAAGUAUCUUACGACAUAACCUAGAAUUAUAAGUCCUCUGCAUGUAAAUUAUAUGCAUUUAAGUUCCAACGGAACAAUAUAUAUAUAAAUUGGCGCAGCUGUAUAUUUUUGUGGAAAACGUUGAAAUACACUUUUCUCGAAUUUUAUAAAUUAUAAUAAUUAUACGUCAUCCAAAAUUUUAUAAUGGUUCUAUGCUCUUUAAAUAAGGAUAUUCAGAUAGAAUAUCAAAUUAUCAUGACAAAACUGAAGUUUGUAGAGCAAUAUUCUGGUCGAAUUUGAAGAAAAUAAUUCUUUUAAAAACGAGGCUACUCUUAGUAAGCUCGGCUAUACGAAGGGUUUGACCAAGGAACAGAAAUAAUUUUGUUUUACCUUUUUCUAAGGAGUAUCGACCUCUUUAAUUGAGUUUGACAUAAUUAGGAAAUUCGGGAAAGGUCUAUUAGCCGCCUGGCCUCAGUAUACCUCAGGAUAUACUGCUUAGGAAUUGCCGUGCUGUUAGAAUGCCGUUUAUACAUGAACGUGCAGUCUCUAAUGACGGUAUUUUUACCUGAUCUAGAAGACUACUUUAUGGAAUAUAACACAGAAAAAUUCAAAAACGUGAUUUAGUGAGCGCUUUCUCCGUAGGUUAAUGUUAGUUUUACACCUAAACUCUCACAAUUUUUGUUUUCGCCAUAGCCAACUUUUAUUUUCCCCUCGAUUUUAAGCACCUUAAACGAAAUGUGAAAAAGGGUGUCCAUUUUGUCAGGAAUUGUCAAUUGAAAAUAUAAGCGAAAUGUCAGAAAAUGAUUCAGUCUUUUAUGAAAUGUCAGGAAUUUUAGGAAAUGUUUUAAAAGAAAAAGCAUUAAUUUUUAACUAAUCAGUUCUAUCGUAUGUUUGUUAUUAAAAUUUAGAUUUCUAAAGUAAUCCACGGUUCCAAUAGUGUAAAAUUCUCGAAUAAAAUAGCUGAAAAGGGGAAGAAAUUGUCAGGAAAAAAAGAGUUAAUAUUGAGUGUACACCCUGAAAUGAAAAAGAUAGUUUGAUACAAAUUGGCUUAGCAUGCGACAGACCAGCUCUGUUUUACAAAGAAAUAAAAAUCUUCAUAAUAUUUUUUCUUGUUAUUUCUUGUUAAAGAAUUUACAAUUCUCCAUAAAAAUGAAUACAAAACUGUAGCUGUUAUAUUGUAGAAACUAGUUAUGUAAUUCCAUAUCCUUCCGUGCAGCCAGAGUAGUUAAAAAUGGCAGGAGCAAAAAGAAGACUGCAGUAGUCUUAUCACCAAGCCCCUAAACCUUCUAUGGAAGCUUAGCAAAGAAGAUACGGAUGUCGUGUAAUUUUACUUAUUUUUUUAUCCAAAAAAUAUGUAGUUCAUUGUCAGUAGUUUAAUUUUUGUUUUAGUUUUCGUUUAAAUUGGGUAAGUGUUGAAACAGUUUCCACGUCGUUUUCAAGGGAUUUUUUCCAUAGUUUAGUUUCUCAACUAAUAAUAGAGAACUUAGCGAUUACAUAGCUACUUCUGGGUUGAAAGAAGCUGUUACGUAAAAGUCGGGAAGGAUACUUAUGGUGUAUCUUCCAAAAUAUUGUUUCAAAUACUCUUGGUAUCAGAUUGUUCUCAAGUAUGAACAUAACAAUAAGAGUCUGAUAAAUGUUUAGCUGGUAUACAUUUAGCACAUUCAGUUUUUGCAAUAAAACUAAUGGAGUGAAUGUAUCAUAGUUCAUCAUUUCCCAUUUGUGUGUUAUUAACAUUUAAGAAAAGAUCUAAAACUUAUUUUGCUGGGUUCGAUCUAAGAUGCAGGAUUUGAGCCCACUUGAACAAAAAAAUCGUUAAGCUGAUGAGGUAUCAGAGAGUUUUGCUCAAUCUUAAUUCCAUUAACAUUCAACUUUUUUGUUAGUUUUUUGUUUAAUUUGUUUUAUCUAUUAAUUUAAUGAUUAUACUUCAUAUUUUUCGCUUCGUCCUUUUUUAUCAUUUCGAACAAAUGUUUAUGUUCUUUUUUUUAAUUUUAAGUGUUCUAAGUUUUAAAAACAUUUUAAAAAUUUUUAUAUAAACAUAAAAAUGUUUGUAUAAACAACUCAUUUUAUCAAUAAACAAAAUCGUUGAUCAAUGAUGAAUCUAUUAAAUAUUUUAAGUAAUCUAUAAUCUUGUGUUGAUAAGGCAUAUAAUAACUCUCUUCAAACAUUUCAGCGACAAUAUGAUCAAGCUUUCCCAGAACAAACAAAAUUUGCUAAAACCACAUUUCUAAACUCUUGGCCAAACCAAAGGUCUGUUAAAAUCAUCUAAAAAUAAACAACGCUUGUAUGAAAAGUUUUUAUAACACAGAGUUCUUGAAAAUGAAAAAAAAAAUAUAAAGAUUAUAAAAUUGUUGCCUAAAUCGGUAAAACUUGCAACCCUUUUGAACAAAAAGUGCUUUAAAUUCCUCAUUUUAUCUAGGAUCCUGUUCAAAAAGAGACGUUUGAAUAUUUGUUCACAUGAUGCAGUGCAAUGUCUUCAUAAGCGUUGUUGUUUUGUUGUGCUCACAAUUUUAUCAAUAUAGCUUUGAAUGUGAGCUACAAGAUCUUAUGCAAGCUGAAUUGUUUGUUAUCACGUAAUUAAAAUGACAGACGUGAAUGUUGCUGGUCUAAUUAGCAUUAUUAUAUUUUACUUGGCUAUUUUGGGCGUUGGGAUAUUCGCAGCUCGCAAAAAAAAUAAAAAGCCAAAGAGAGAUGGUUCGGUGGAACAGCAGACUAAUGAAGUUAUUCUCGCUGGAAGAGAUAUCGGCGCCGUGAUUGGAUGUUUCACCAUGACAGCUACAUGGGUUGGUGGUGGUUACAUCAACGGCACCGCUGAAUCAGUUUACAAAUCUGGAUUAGUAUGGGCGCAGGCCCCAUGGGGGUAUGCAACAAGCUUAGCAAUAGGUGGACUGUUAUUUGCUAAACCAAUGAGGGAAGCCAAAUAUGUCACUAUGCUAGAUCCUCUACAACACAAGUAUGGUAAAGUAAUGGGUGCCUUCCUGUACAUACCUGCUUUUCUUGGUGAAUCAUUUUGGUCUGCAUCUAUCCUUUCUGCUCUGGGGGCAACAUUGGCAGUUAUCCUUCAUCUAGAUAUGAAUCUUUCAGUCGUGAUAUCUACGUGUAUUGCAGUUGGAUAUACAUUCUUUGGUGGUUUGUACUCUGUAGCCUACACGGAUGUCUUACAAUUAAUCUGCAUUGGAAUUGGAUUGUGGCUUACUGUUCCUUUCACCUUGACCCGCUCCUUCGUUGCUCCAAUUACCGAGACAAGAGAUCUGUGGUUAGGAUCAGUCAGUGGAGCUGAAUGGGGACUUUGGAUAGAUUACGCUGCUUUAUUGAUUUGCGGUGGUAUUCCGUGGCAAGUAUAUUUUCAAAGGGUCCUCUCAUCAAAAUCUCCAAGACGAGCUCAAAUUCUCUCCUUUGUAGGGGCAUUCGGAUGCUUUUUGAUGGCUAUUCCAGCAGUAUUGAUCGGUGCAGGAGCAAAAUCAAUGGAUUGGACAAACAUGACUGAGCCGUCUUCAAAUCUAGUUGAAAACGGAACAAUAAAAGAUACUCGUUUAGUUCUUCCCAUGGUACUCCAAUACGCAACACCUGGUUGGGUGUCUUUUAUUGGUUUAGGAGCUGUCUCCGCUGCAGUGAUGUCAUCUGCCGAUUCAUCAGUUUUGUCGGCUAGUUCAAUGUUUGGGCAUAAUAUAUACAAGCUGAUAUUUAGGCCGAAAGCAUCAGCAAAGGAAAUCAUUUGGGUGAUUCGAAUUGGUAUUGUUGUAGUGGGUUUUAUAGCAACUUGCGUUGGUCUCACAGUAAAGAGUAUAUAUGAUCUAUUCCGUUUGUGCUCUGAUCUGGUCUUUGUUAUAUUAUUCCCACAACUUGUUGGAGCUGUACAUAUACCUUUUGUGAACACCUAUGGUUCUAUUUGUGCGUAUGUGAUUGGUUUAUUAUUGCGGGUAUCAGGAGGGGAAGAAUUGAUUGGUUUACCCCCCCUGUUUAAGUUUCCAUAUUAUCAAAAUGGUCGUCAAUAUUUUCCGUUCCGUAUUUUGGCCAUGUCAAUGUCGUUUGCCACUUUACUUUCUGUAUCAUAUCUUACAAAUUAUUUAUUUGAUAAUGGAUAUAUCUCUGAAGAAAGAGACUUCCUUAAAGUUCUCAAGCGUCGAGACAAGGGCAGACAACAGGGGAAGGACAUAUUACUUACGGAAAAAUACACUAAAAAAACCGGUGCCGAUAAUGAAAAAGACGGAAAGGGUUUGUUGGCAUAGAGAAAGUUCAAAGCGAAUUGUUAGAAAACGGCGCGGUAAAAAGAACAGACAACUGGGUGAAAGAGUUUUUAGUACGCUGAAAGAACACUUGGGAUAGGAUAUCGGGAAUAUCUUACUUGUUAUAAUUCACACAUAGACUAUAUAUUAUAUUAUUGAUAUUAUUUCACCAUGUUACAUUAUUACACAAUUUUCUACUGAGCUUCCUGCUACCUAUUUAUACUGGCUUUUACACCCUUCAAAAUGAUUUUCCAUACUGAGUCAAAAAAUAUUAUUAAAUAUUCUGAUAUUUAUUUUUUAGUUGUUAUGGUGUAUAUUUACUGCUGGGAAUUAUCUGCUUUUCCAUCCUCGUCCCCAGGGUUUGUUGCCUAUGUCAAAGCCGUUAACGUUUACUUGACGGAUGGGGACGAGGUUGCUGCUUUUCACAUAAAUGUAUAUUUUAUAUUUCUAGCACCUUUAUUAAUGUUCUGUACUUUUUCUUUGAUUAUUUUAUUUCUUUAUCUGUGAUCCAAUUUAACGUUACGCUCCGACGCAUUUUUACAAAAAACCUAAGUAUCUAAAUACUAGUGCCUCGACAACCACAUAUAUUUGCCUUAAGAUUGUUGUAUUGAAGUUAAAUGAUGGCACUAAAUGAUUUUAGCUUUCCUGUAAUGAUAAAAGUCUAAAGGUUACUAACGUAUUGUUUCGCUUAAGCUUAGUCCUGUAAUUGUCGUCUGUUCAUAGCUAUGAUCUCAUAUUUAGCUUAUUCUCAGUUUUAUAACUAUUAAUAGUUAGCACAUUUUUAUACUCAGUAUUCGUAUACUUGUAUUUCACACUAUUUUAAAAGAAAAGUCAUUUGCAUAUAAAAUGGAGCUGAAAUAUAACCUAUUGUUAAUAUUAUUUUUGUCAUUAUGGAUUGUUUACUCGCAUGUCAAUUCAUAUAGUAGUACAUGAUUGCGU